Messenger RNA from Umbelopsis ramanniana AG, 1965 nucleotides. RefSeq lists its product as uncharacterized. Gene Ontology annotation, biological process: ATP synthesis coupled electron transport; electron transport coupled proton transport. The record is from RefSeq and is a predicted model, not a curated record. The transcript has a single exon. Bases 1 to 1965 code for a protein of 654 amino acids. NCBI's taxonomy places the organism in Eukaryota, Fungi, Mucoromycota, Umbelopsidomycetes, Umbelopsidales, Umbelopsidaceae. Gene Ontology annotation, molecular function: NADH dehydrogenase (ubiquinone) activity.
AUGUAUUUAGCGAUUUUAACUUUACCAUUAUUAUCUGCUGCUGUAGCUGGAUUUUUAGGUAGAAAAGUAGGUACAACAGGGAGUCAUUUAAUUACUUGUAGUUCAUUAGUUUUAACUGCUUUAUUAGCAUUUGUAGCUUUCUACGAAGUAGGUCUAUGUCAAUCACCUGUAUCUAUUAAAUUAAUGAGUUGGAUUGAUUCCGAAUUUAUGUUAGUAUCAUGGGGAUUCAAUUAUGAUAGUUUAACAGUAUCUAUGUUAUUACCUGUUUUAAUUGUAUCUGCUUUAGUACAUAUUUAUUCUACAAGUUAUAUGGGUGAAGAUCCACAUAAUCAAAGAUUCUUCUCUUAUUUAUCUAUGUUCACAUUCUUCAUGUUAAUGUUAGUAACAGGAGAUAAUUAUCUUGUAAUGUUUAUUGGAUGGGAAGGUGUAGGUAUUUCAUCAUACUUACUAAUUAACUUCUGGUUUACUCGAUUACAAGCUAACAAAGCUGCUAUUAAAGCUUUAGUAAUGAAUAGAGUAGGAGAUUGGGGAUUCAGUAUUGGUCUAUGGGCUAUUUUCUGGACAUUUGGUAAUUUAGAUUUUACUACAGUAUUCUCUUUAGCUCCAUUUAUGAAUGAAGAAUUAAUUACAGUGAUUUCUAUUUGUUUAUUAAUUGCAGCCAUGGGUAAAUCAGCUCAAAUUGGUUUACAUACUUGGUUACCAGAUGCAAUGGAAGGACCAACUCCUGUAUCUGCUUUAAUUCAUGCUGCUACAAUGGUAACAGCAGGAGUUUACUUAUUAUUAAGAUCAUCUCCUAUUUUAGAAUAUGGAUCGACAAUCUUAAUUAUUAUUACUUGGGUAGGUGCUUUAACUGCAUUCUUUGCAGCUACAACAGGUUUACUACAAAAUGAUUUGAAAAGAGUAAUUGCUUAUUCAACUUGUUCGCAAUUAGGUUAUAUGGUAUUUGCUUGUGGAUUAUCUAAUUAUUCAAUUGGUAUUUUCCAUUUAGUAAACCAUGCAUUCUUCAAAGCUUUAUUAUUCUUAUCAGCUGGUGCAGUUAUUCAUGCAUUAAAUGAUGAACAAGAUAUGAGAAAAAUGGGUGGAUUAGUGAAUUUAUUACCAUUCACUUACACUAUGAUCUUAAUUGGAUCAUUAAGUUUAAUGGCUUUACCAUUCUUAACAGGAUUCUAUUCGAAAGAUUUAAUCUUAGAAGUAGCUUUUGGACAAUAUCUAUUUACAGGAAAUGUAGCUUAUUGGUUAGGAACAAUUUCAGCCGUAUUUACAGCUUUCUAUUCUUUAAGACUAUUAGCUUUAACUUUCUUAACUUAUCCAAAUGGACCUAGAAUUAAUUAUUUAGGGACUCAUGAAGCUCCAUUCAUUAUGGCAGUUCCAUUAGUAUUAUUAGCUAUUAUGAGUAUUUUCUUUGGUUAUGUUACAAAAGAUCUAUUUAUUGGUGUAGGUACAAAUUUCUGGGGUAACUCUCUAUUUGUACAUCCAAAUCAUGUAAGUUUAAUUGAAGCUGAGUUUGCUAUUCCUACUUUCUAUAAAUUAUUACCAUUAAUGGGUAGUUUAUUUGGAGGAGGACUUGCAUUAGUUUUAUAUCAUGUAUUCCCAUUAUUCACUAUUAGUUUAACAGAAAAUACAUUAGGUAGAACAUUAUAUAGAUUCUUAAAUCAAAAAUAUUGGUUUGAUAAUAUUUAUAAUAAUUUAAUCUUAAGUAAAUUAUUAAAUUUUGGUUAUACUACAAAUAAAACUUUAGAUAGAGGUGUUAUUGAAUUAGUAGGACCUUAUGGAUUAGUAAAUGUAUUCAAAAAUGCUUCUACUAAGAUUACGACUUUAGAUACUGGAUUCAUUCCAUCUUAUGCUAUGUAUAUCUUCAGUGGUUUAAUUGUAUUUAUCACUUUAAUUUUCUACGUAGGAGAUCCUAGAUUAUUCUUAUUAUUAUUAUGGGCUGUAUUAUUACUUCCUUCUAAAAAAACGGCUUAA